Cebus imitator (Panamanian white-faced capuchin) is the source of this 3872-nucleotide messenger RNA. It is a transcript of the gene PACC1, whose product is annotated as proton activated chloride channel 1. Bases 163 to 1215 code for a protein of 350 amino acids. Gene Ontology annotation, cellular component: cell surface. The transcript has 9 exons. The record is from RefSeq and is a predicted model, not a curated record. Lineage: Eukaryota; Metazoa; Chordata; Mammalia; Primates; Cebidae.
CAGGCGCAUGCGCCGAGUACCGCCACGCCUGGUCUCGGGGACGCCCUUCUGGACCGGUUUCGCCUCGCGGAGCUCGCAGGUCCAGGUGCUGCGGCCGCAGUGCUGCCUCCCUGCGCCGCGGGCAGUGGCGGUCUCAGGUGUGCCGAAGCUCUGGUCAGUGCCAUGAUCCGGCAGGAGCGCUCCACAUCCUACCAGGAGCUGAGUGAGGAGUUGGACCAGGUGGUUGAGAACUCAGAGCUGGCAGACGAGCAGGACGAGGAGACAGUCAAAGUCCAAGGUCCAGGUGUCUUACCAGGCCUGGACAGCGAGUCUGCCUCCAGCAGCAUCCGCUUCAGCAAGGCCUGCCUGAAGAACGUCUUCUCGGUCCUGCUCAUCUUCAUCUACCUGCUGCUCAUGGCUGUGGCUGUCUUCCUGGUCUACCAGACCAUCACAGACUUCCGUGAGAAACUCAAGCACCCUGUCAUGUCUGUGUCUUACAAGGAGGUGGAUCGCUAUGAUGCCCCAGGUAUUGCCCUGUACCCCGGUCAAGCCCAGUUGCUCAGCUGCAAGCACCAUUACGAGGUCAUUCCUCCUCUCACAAGCCCUGGCCAGCCGGGUGACAUGAAUUGCACCACCCAGAGGAUCAACUACACGGACCCCUUCUCCAAUCAGACUGUGAAAUCUGCCCUGAUUGUCCAGGGGCCCCGGGAAGUGAAAAAGCGGGAGCUGGUCUUCCUCCAGUUCCGCCUGAACAAGAGUAGUGAGGACUUCAGCGCCAUUGACUACCUCCUCUUCUCUUCUUUCCAGGAGUUCCUGCAAAGCCCAAAUAGGGUAGGCUUCAUGCAGGCCUGUGAGAGUGCCUAUUCCAGCUGGAAGUUCUCUGGGGGCUUCCGCACCUGGGUCAAGAUGUCACUGGUGAAGACCAAGGAGGAGGAUGGGCGGGAAGCAGUGGAGUUCCGGCAGGAGACAAGUGUGGUUAACUACAUUGACCAGAGGCCAGCUGCCGAAAAAAGUGCUCAGUUGUUUUUUGUGGUCUUUGAAUGGAAAGAUCCUUUCAUCCAGAAAGUCCAAGAUAUAAUCACUGCCAAUCCUUGGAACACAAUUGCUCUUCUCUGUGGGGCCUUCUUGGCAUUAUUUAAAGCAGCAGAGUUUGCGAAACUGAGUAUAAAAUGGAUGAUCAAAAUUAGAAAGAGAUACCUUAAAAGAAGAGGUCAGGCAACAAACCACAUAAGCUGAAGUCACCUCACAAUGUUUACAGAACUGCCCACAUCAAUGGGAGUUGUCAUCACUUCCACUUUAUAAACCGAGCUAUCAACAAUCCUGUACUCACUUGAAGAAAUGGGGCCUUGCUGGGAGGAACAACAUGUCAAACUGGAACUUCUAACCUGGCUCCCAAAGAGACUGUGUAGAGCCUAAUAGAAAAGACCUAAUGGAUAACCUGAAAGUUAGUUAAAUAUUUAAAUUAUUAAUGAACUUUUUAAAGAGCUGGCCAAUGACUUUAUUGAAUAGAGUUUGUGGAAGAUGCCUUUCUUCCUGUUUGGUUCAUUGUAUUUUAUUAGGUUAAGCUCUAAUAGGGUAAUGAAGGCUCUACUUUUCACCUUUUAAAAGUGGACAGAAGAGUGUGAUUUUCUUUUUCCAAAAAUCCGGACUAUCAAGAUGUGCAGGUCAUGCUUCGGAGCAUAUGCACUGUACACAAAGGCAAAGAAGCCUGUAACUUUGGCAUCAUCUGCCAUUGAUGUCCAGCCUCUGAUAUGCUCUUUGUUAAAGGUUAAAUGAGACUUUAAAUCUACUUGAAACUAGUAAUUAAGUUUCUUAAUGGACUGACUAGCCACCUACUUGUCUGGCUAGAAUGUUUGUUGAUGUAUGAGUUUAGAUUAACGUUCAGAAGCACUAGGACAGAUGUACAUAGUAGGUGCCUACUCAGCGUAUUUUGAUGAUUUCAUUAACAGGUAAAUAAAAGGUUAAUACAAAAGGAAUGAGUGUGACAGUAUGAAUAUCUGCUAAAUCAUCAGGCACCAAUUCUCUCAUUUGGUGACUUCCAAAAACAAAAAGCUAGUGUGAGUCUGGACUCCCAAGAUGGAUGGAUCUGACUCUCAAGGCAGGUGUUUGCCUUUUCCUUCUCUUUUGUGUAGGAUCAUCCUUUUAAUCACCCAGCUGUGCUGUCGACAGCUGUCAGCAAUACGGGCUGGCCCUGCGUGAGUGUAGAGAAUCUGGAAGGAACACCUUAACCUGAUGGCCAUGACAAGGUGACUCUACAAUACCUAUUACUUGAGAACAAUAAAAUAGGAGCCUUUGUACUAAAAGGAAGAAUUCUGGUUAUCUUGCUUUUGGUACAGUGCUUUCAUGAUGACCUGGGAGUAGUGUGCAGACCCUAUGCUAGAGUUUUUAACUGAUAACUCCUGACCUCAGGUGAUCCACCCGCCUCAGCCUCCCAGAGUGCUGGGAUUACAGGCGUGAGCCACCACAUCUGGCCAAGAAUGUCUGAUUUCUAACUGUGCCACAGGUUCCCUGGUCUUCACUAGAAGUGCUAUUUAUUAUGGAUUAUGAAAAACUAGCUUCAAAGUAAAUUAAACCUAUCCUCUAAACAUACAAGGACAUAAAGAUGAUGGAGGGGUACUCUAGAACUUAGAAUUUUCUACAAAUAUUCUGUGAAAUAGGUAUUUUCAUAAAAGGCUAGAACACUCAACCUUGGCACACAAUCUUCUUAUUUUUAAAUUAGACUUCAUCCCACAAUUUGUCUUAAAAGUUUCUAUAAAUAUAUGUAUGUAUGUAAAAAAGGGGGCAGGCUUCUCAGUGUAUGCCUAAGCUUAGAGCUAAAAGAAGCAAAGAUGACAUAAGGCAAAAUACAAACAUAGACUUUAUUAAAUGCUGCUCAAUCCCCCAAUGAAGAUCUUUCAUUACAAAACAGUUUUCCACACAACUGCAAGUUAAGAGAUUGGAAUGGUACUCUGGUAACAAAAGAUGUGAGAAAUACUUGACCAAGUAAAAACAUACAAGACCUCUAUAUAGUCAGCCUUUUCAGAGCUCUACAGAGGAAACCUACUGCAUUUCCUUUAAAUAAAGCCAGGCAGUGACAACUAGUGCUCUGUAUCACCACACUACGGGACUCAAAGCCUCCAUCCGUGGGUCAGGAGGGACUAGGUGAAGGGGAGGUCCUGAGGACUGGAAAGGCCCUGCCUUCAGCCUUUGAGAGGAAGAGGAGGAAUGAAUUGAGAGGCAAGCUAAGUAACUGACCUGACCUGCCUCUACCCAUCUGUCACCACUGUGGGGAAUUGCAGAGGAAGGGGGAUAUUCAUGAGGAAAAAUCUGAAGAAUUCUGGUUUACUUACUUUCCCAGCUUUUAUUUAUAUGUUGUGCUUUUAAAAGCCUGGAGAUUUAAGGUUUUGCCUAAAUUCCAGAGUACAGUAAUAUCUUUAUUGAGGGAGGGGUUAAUGCAGGUAAUUCCCCCCAUCAUAUUUCUGGGUGAGACAAAGAGAAGGGUAAGGAUGAUACCUUAGUUUUAUUUUAGGAAGUAUUCUUUUUCCUAGGCUGUAACUAAGGUUUGCAGCAGUGUGAAAAGCACAUUAUAAAAGGGAAAAAUAUACAGAGCAGAUUACCAUACCUAUGUGCAACACAAUCAAGAAUUCAAGUCAUAAUUCUUACCACUCCCAUAAUUAUCUCACUGAUAUCAUAGAUGAUAAGAUUCAUUUCUAUGAAACUUCAGAAGUGACACAAUAAAUCCAAUGAUUAGACAAAGGUUACAAUAUACUGUGGCCAUGAUACAGCACAGGGCUAUGUUUAGUCCAUAUAUUUUUCAAUUUACAGUUGCCAGAAAAAAAUUGGCCUUUUAAUUAUAUUAUACUGAUGAGGUUUGUUUUGUAAUUUUUACAUAUUUCAAAAAAAAAAAAAAAAAA